This is a messenger RNA of Asparagus officinalis (garden asparagus), 1218 nucleotides long. Its product is annotated as GTP-binding protein At2g22870. The record is from RefSeq and is a predicted model, not a curated record. Bases 96 to 995 code for a protein of 299 amino acids. The transcript has 4 exons. Lineage: Eukaryota; Viridiplantae; Streptophyta; Magnoliopsida; Asparagales; Asparagaceae. Gene Ontology annotation, molecular function: GTP binding.
GCUAAGCUAUUUGGUUUCAGCGAAACUAGCACUGGUACUUUAGCCCCAAACUGGUUCCCUCUACUUCACUUCUCUGUUCUCCCACUUCCGCCAAUAUGUUGCUCCGCAGUCGCUUCUUAAGCUACCCACUUCCCUUCUCCUUCCCCCAUCAUCUCCCUCCUCGUUCGCUAUCCAUCUUCUAUGAAUCUAAACCCAAUCCUCAAACUUUAUCUUACUCCUCUUCCUCCUCCUCAUCAUCGUCGUCGUCAUCUCCCAUCCAAUCACGGGAGCCCACUUCUUCAGACGCCGCCCUCUUCGUCCCGCCGGGGGUCGCACGUGCCGAUGUCACCGCCGACAUGGUCCUCCCCGGCUCCAACAUCGUUGUUGGCCCCUACGCCGGCGACGCCAAGAUCAAGCAGGUCGAGUUCGUCAAGAGCAGCGCACGUGCUCGCGACUGCCCCAAGGACGAGCGCCCGGAGUUCGCCAUUGUUGGGCGUUCCAAUGUCGGCAAGUCUUCGCUUAUCAAUUCUCUGGUGAAAAAGAAGGAAUUUGCUCUUACUUCGAAAAAACCAGGGAAGACGCAGCUUAUUAAUCACUUCUUGGUGAAUAAAAGUUGGUACAUUGUGGAUUUGCCGGGAUAUGGCUUUGCUAAUGCUUCACAAUCAAUGCGAACGGAUUGGUCGUCCUUCACAAAAGGUUACUUUCUAAAUCGAGAUACGCUCGUCUCCGUCAUGCUGCUUAUUGAUGCCAGUGUUCCACCUCAACAGAUUGACCUAGAUUGUGCUAAUUGGCUUGGCCGCAACAAUAUUGCUGUAACCUUUGUCUUUACCAAGUGUGACAAAGUGAAAGGUGGUAAAGGGAGCCGAAAAGAUGAGAAUAUUAAGCAGUUUCAGGAAUUGAUCAGCAAAUACUACCAAGAACCCCCACCAUGGAUCAUGACCAGCUGUGUCACUGGCUUAGGUCGGGAUGAGCUCCUCCUUCAUAUGUCGCAGCUAAGGAACUACUGGGAUAACUAGGUGAGCAUUUUCUAGUUGAGAAAGUGGGAUCACUGUGAUCAAAAUUUAUCGUAAAUUUUGGUGUGAAUAUGAAAUGUAAUCAUCGAGUGAAAUGCUUCUGGUUUAGAAAAUUCCAUAGUAAAAACGGAGGUCAUUUUUUUUACUUUAAUAAUUUAAGUGUGUGUAGUAUAUAUCAUUUUCUGAUUUAGGUACUUAAGCUUUGCACAUUUGAUUACUGUGAAUA